GGAAAAGCGAGAAUCGAAGUGAUACGUCCACGUCAGCUUCUCCCUUGUAGCUAGAGAGUGAGUGUGUGAGAAAGAGAUCGAAUCUGGAUUUAAAGAGGAACUAGGGUUUUUUUUGAAUCGAGGAAAUGCUAAGUUGGAGUAGAAUUCAAUUUGGGAGAUCAUCAGUUUUUGUUGUGUAUGGCUGAUAGAAGAGCUGGGAAUCGUUACGGUCGUUCUAAGUUGGAGUCUGGAACUUGUAAUGUCUGCUCUGCAUGGUGUAGUGGCGAGCCAGUGUUCUUUCAACGAGGGAGAUCUAUUGCGUUCUUCUCGCCUUAAUCUUGUUCAUGAUACUUCUUCCUCUGAGCAUUCUGAGAGUCAAGAAGUUGUAAGGUCUUCUUCUGAUCAUCAAGACAGAGACAUUCCACGGCAGGGAAAGAUUAAGGGAAAGUCAGGAGCAGAGAGUAACGAAGACAAGAAAAGUGUUUUUAUUGAAAGUUCAGACUCUGGGAUGGUUGGGGAGUCGGGAGAAGAUAUUCUCUCAAAUAAGGCAGAGGAACCAGACACGUCAGCUAUGUCUGAGAGUGAGAGUGCUGAUUCUGAACCGAUGGAAGUUGAUGUGAAAGUUUGUGACACUUGUGGAGAUGCGGGUCGUGAGGAUUUACUUGCUAUCUGCAGCAGAUGUAGUGAUGGUGCAGAACACACCUAUUGCAUGCGGGCAAUGCUUAAAAAAGUUCCAGAGUGUGAUUGGCUUUGUGAAGAAUGCAAGUUUACUGAGCAAGCAGAAAAGCAGAAGCGAGAUAAAGAAACUAAGAGAAAGAAAGAGACAGAGGCAAAUUUGAAUACACAGAGCUCCAGUAAAAGGCCCAUAGAUAAACCUGAGGCAGCUCCAGAUGCUAAAAGACAGGCAGUUGAGGCUCCAACAGGGUCACCCAAAAGACCUGUUCUCCCCAGGUUGCCCGCUUUUUCGCGGGAAACAUCAUUUAAGGGCUUAGAGAAGACAACUAGAAAGCUAGCUCACCACUCAUCUUUCAAUAGCCACUCCAGUGAUGACACAGAAAGCACACGAUCUACUGACUCACAGGUCCAAUCUCCUAAAGCUUGUGCAGGCUCCCUUUUUAAGUCCAAAUCGUUUAAUUCUUCGAGCUCUAGACCAAAAGUGAGACCAGUGGAUGAUGUUACGCCUAAGGAGGGGCUUUCUAGAAAAUUAGGUAGAUCGAUGUCAACUAGAUGUAUAGACGUAGGGAGCUCUGGUUGCAAUGACUCAAGAGUACAAGGUUCAAAGCAACUGAAAGAUCGGAGUACAGAAGCAUCCGGAGUCGAUCAGAAGCUAAUCUCACGUGGCAAUUCGUCCAGUUCUUAUGCAAAUAGUGCACGUGAUUUGAAGAGUUUGCAGUCUGAUGGUAAAGAAGGUAGCUUGACAACGAAAGCCAGACAACGAAGUCGAAACCGCCUGGAAGAUAUAGUUGCUUCUGUGGGGGAUACACAUACGAAUGAAAAUAGCAAAGACGCUGUUGGUAGUCGCCGAAGGUCAUCUUUAAAAGACCUGCAAUCUCAAAAAGGUCAGACAGCCGAACCUGCUGAGACUUCAUGUUCCUCUGGAAGCAUUCUCUCUACCACACGAAACAUUAAGGAGGAUAUUAAUAAAGGCAAUAGGUUGCGAGCAGCGGUUGAUGCUGCUCUCCGGAAGAAACCUAGCUUUGGGAAGAACCGUGGAUUGGAGCAGUCUGAUUUGCCGUCAGUGUCUAAUGUGGAUUCUAGUUGUGAUAGGCCUCUUCAAAAUUUUCCCUCGAAGGUGCAUAGAGAUUGGCCUGUGGGAUUGCAAGGAGGGCAUCCUAAUUUACAGACAGACAAGCAGGCGAUUGCUGUAAAUAGAAAACAGUCUACACUCCCUGGUGCUGAUGCAAUGGCUGCUCCUCAGUCUGUAGAGCCUGCAGUUCAUUUACAUUCUGUAAAGCCGGUCAUUAGAGAUUUGCCUGUGGGAUUGCAAAGAGGGCAUCCAAAUUUACAGACCGACAAGGAGACGAUUGCAGUAAAUAGAAAACAGUCUACACUCCCUGGUGCUGAGUCAGUGUCUGCUCCUCAAACUCUAGAGCCUGCAGUUCAUGUACAUUCUGUAAAGCCGGUCGUGAGAGAUUUGCCUGUGGGAUUGCAAGGAGGGACGAUUGCAGUAAAUAGAAAGCAGUUUCCACUCGCUAGUGCUGAUGCAAUGGCUGCUUCUCAAACUGUAGAGCCUACAGUUCAUUUACCUUCUGUACAACCGGUCAUGAGUGAUUUGCCUGUGGUUGACCCAUCUGUUCUGUCGACAACCUCAGCCAUCCCAGAGCAUGAGUACAUUUGGCAAGGGGAGAUGGAGGUGCGGAAAAGCAGAAAUCCAUCGGCAAUGCAUUGUGGAAUGCAAGCAUAUCUAUCAACAUUAGCAUCACCUAAGGUUGCUGAAGUGGUGAACCAGUUUCCAGUAAAAGUGACCUUGAAUGAAGUACCCAGGCUAAGUACGUGGCCUUCGCAGUUUCAAGAUAUAGGUGCCAAGGAAGGCCAUGUGGCUCUUUUCUUCUUUGCCAAGGACAUUGAGAGUUAUGAGAGAAGUUACAAGCCCCUGGUAGAUAACAUGAUCCAGAAAGAUUUAGCGCUAAAGGGAUACCUCGAAGGUGUUGAGCUUUUGAUUUUUGCGUCCAAUCAGCUUCCUCGGAACUGUCAGCGUUGGAACAUGUUCUUUUUCCUUUGGGGUGUAUUUCGAGGAAAAAAGGAGAAAUGUCCUGAUCCACUCAAGAACAAACCUCUUCAGGCGUCUAAUUUUUUGCCAAAUAUGGGGAGAGUGUUUUCUACACGUGAGGACUUUUACAAUGAAAAUCCAAGCAACAGAGAGUCCUCAAUUAAUUGCCCAUCGAGCAGAAUGCAAUCGUGCAUGAAGGAGAAUGAUAAAGAGGGUGAAGCGGACGGUGGAGUUAGUGGAGCGGUGGAAGAAACUGAGGAAGGAGAGAUAGGUUUUAGCCCACACUUGAGAGAUGAGAAGAUUUCAGGGCCUCCGAGAGUAAAUUCAUCUGGCAUGAACCAGAAAGUCGACAUGGAUGAUCUGAAUGGUGUAGGGUUGUGUGAAGAACCAGCGAAUAAAAAGCUGAAGACAGGCACAGGAGUAGAAACGAAAUGUAACAUAUUCAGGAGGGAUGCAACUGAAAGGAUCGUGUUCCCUUUGGAUUUGAAUGAUGGAAAGGAAGACGAUACUGAAAUGGUAGACGACAAUCCCAGAGCACUAGGCAAUGACGGCAACAAACAAAGAUCACUCGGUAUGGUCCCAAAUCUAGAGCUGGCUCUAGGAGAGGAUGAAACUACUACAACCACAGGAGUCGUCUUGCCCUUCAUGACUGGACCAAGCGCCACUGAGAAACAUAGAAGUAGCAAUAGCCAGAAGGCAGAAGAAGACAAUGCAGCUUCUCUCUCACUAUCCUUGUCCUUCUCAUCCCUGAAGAAGGAACAACAACAACAACAUAGACAACAGCAGAAUCAGAGACGAGUGUCUGGAUGGGAACAAUAGAAGCAGAAUGUGAAUACUCCUAUGUUUCUCUUCAGAGACUUCCCUGACAAAUCCUCAUAGGGUUCUUACUUGUUAGGGGAUGACGAUAUCAGCAAGAGAGUACAUGCAGUAGCUUUGGACCAUCUGUUCAUAUAAAAAAACAGGAAACUUAUAUUUUAGUUUGGUCUUUUGGUUUCCUGGAGAAGACUCGACCAAACCAGGACUCACAACAGCUCUGUACAUAUGAAGGCGAUGGGCAAAAGACAGAUGAGAAGAUGUCGGUUUUGUAGACUGAUCUGCUUAAACCUAAAGUGUGUUUAUGACUUUAUGUAUGUUUUUAGCUUCUCUGUUUUACUCAUGUUCGUUAUAGAUAUAGCAAAUGAGCGAGUAGCUGACAAGUUUAUUCAUACAUUCAGUCUUCA
Messenger RNA from Brassica oleracea var. oleracea, 3909 nucleotides. RefSeq lists its product as uncharacterized. The record is from RefSeq and is a predicted model, not a curated record. NCBI's taxonomy places the organism in Eukaryota, Viridiplantae, Streptophyta, Magnoliopsida, Brassicales, Brassicaceae. The transcript has 13 exons. Bases 239 to 3508 code for a protein of 1089 amino acids.